AUUUGUAGACGUUUUCAAACAAUUUGUCGAAUUUUUUUAAACAGUCAGGUGGUAGUACGUAACAGCGAGAAGCCGCAGUUUCUCCUUCUACGGCCUGAGAAUUCCAGUUACUCUGAGUCAACGGAGGUAUAUAAAUGGGUUAGGAUCAUAAUUGGCGUUAUUCAAUUCUCCAAGCUCAGCGUCUGAAUGCAACAGGUGCUUUUUUUUUCGCCACGUCGGUAACCUAACCUAGAAAGAUGCGCUGGCGAGCUCUAUUUUUAGCCGGGAAUUAUUUCACCGGAUUAAUGCGAGGACACUGAUAAGAUAAGCUUAUAAUACAGUUCCAUGUGUAAAAUAAACUUAGUUGAUGGGGGUCAACGGAAAUUAUUCAUGUAUUUGGUUUGUUAACUUCAUCGAUGACUUGUGUGGAAUUAUUUCACUGUGAAUAGAAAUUCGAGUGAAUUCACAAUUCUUAAAAUGAAGACAGCUUUUUGGGCCAAGUCAAUUGUCUUUCUGCUGCAACUCGCACAUUUGAAAUCUGUUGUCAUGAGUUACGCUAAUGAGGGGGAACUAUCGAUCGCGUGCAGCGAAUUUGCAAGCGCCUUUUAUAAAGCUUUGGCGUCAAAUGUCGAGGGAAAUCUGAUCAGUUCUCCAUUGAGCGCUCACAUUGUUCUGGCUUUACUCUCUCGUGGAGCUGGUGGCUCGACCGCGGAAGAACUAAACAUUGGCCUUAAAUUUUCCAAACGGCAGCAAGCAAGUCACGAAGGAUUUAAAGAACUGCUCGUCACACUAAAUGCACUCGAUCAAGUGGAGCUUAGCUUGGCUAAUACUGUCUACAUUCAUGAAGGUUUCGAAUUAUUUCAAGAAUUCCAAGAGCAUAGCUUAAAGUAUUACAAUUCCACCAUUCCGACUGUUGAUUUUGAAAAUAAAGUAGCUGCGGCUACAGAAAUAAAUCGGUGGAUUGAGGAGAAUACGAACAAGAAGAUUAGCAAUGUCAUUUUGCCUGUUGACAUUAGUGAAGACACUCGAGUGGUCCUGAUAAAUGCAAUCUAUUUUAAAGGACCAUGGGCUCAAAAGUUUGACCCUGCACUUACAAAAAACAGGGAAUUUUAUAUCGCUCGUGAUAAGAAAGUUCACAUACCUACCAUGGAAAAGUCGUUUGCAUUUAAACACGGCGAUCUACCAGAAUUAAACGCCAAAUUCGUUGAAAUUCCAUACUUUAAUCAGAGUUUAAGCAUGGUGAUCAUUUUGCCAAAUGAAGUGGAGGGAUUACGAUCACUGGAAAAGAGUUUCGAAUGGAACGCCUUAUCGAAAGGUUUACUUUCAUCGGAGAAGAUCGCAUUACGCUUGCCCAGAUUUAAAAUGGAAACUACGAUGAAUCUGAAAGACGUACUCAGCAAGAUUGGUUUGCAAGGAAUAUUUGCUGACGAUGCAAACUUCAGCAACAUGUCAAACGUUCCUUUAAAAGUAAACAGAGUCAUCCAGAAAGCUUUCAUCGAAGUCAACGAAGAUGGUUCCGAAGCUGCAGCUGCUUCUGUUGUCCAAAUGAGACUGCGAAGAAUGAUACACGAACCGGAAGAGUUCAAUGUGAACCAUCCUUUCAUAUUUGCCAUUCGACACGUCCCAACUAACAUUCCACUUUUCAUGGGCAGUGUUCGCGAGUUUGGAACGCACAUAAAAGACGAGUUGUAAAGUACGUUAAAUGUGCGCUUUUACGUGACUCAUGUUAAAUGUACUUAUUUUUUAAAACUGUACUUCUCUGCCUACAGCACCGACCAUAGUAAAGAGAUAUUUAUGGACACUGUUUAACCGAACUGUGCAUAUCUAAACGCCAAUUAAUCUGUAUAACUUGGUCAUACUAACAUUUAAUUGCCAAUGACUAAACCCAUCGAACAGAAACAACUUAACCAUGCGUGUUAAUAAAAACAAGUGUUAAUCAUCGCAAGUGACAUGAACUUGGAUACUGAUUUCUCGUGUAUUAAUACAUCUUCUAAUUUAACUAAUUUUUUAAUUGUCUAUGUACAACUUCCCUUAUGAGGUGUGCAAAUAUGUAUGUAAAUUUCCCUAGAUGUUUUAUCAGUGCGUGGUAAUAAGAAAUUACUGCAAUUUCAAUAGGAGAUAGAAGGGCGAGAAGUGCUCGAGAGAUCAGUUUUCGGGAGGUUUCACCAAGGACUGAUGACAGCGAAUGAUCGUUUUAUUGAAGUGUUAAUACCAUAGGCGUAUAAUAAAUUAGUCGGACAGUAAUGACGAUGAGGAGGUCGAGUUAAAUUUAAGGUGCACUAAGUCGUCUCUGGCGGUCGUGAUGACAUGUCGCCAUACAUGUGCAAGCAACGCCUUAGCGGGCACGAUUCGCCCUGAAAUUAAAAACCAAGACAAAAUCGAAGCAUUAA
Orussus abietinus is the source of this 2369-nucleotide messenger RNA. RefSeq names its product antichymotrypsin-2. The record is from RefSeq and is a predicted model, not a curated record. The transcript is spliced from 10 exons. NCBI's taxonomy places the organism in Eukaryota, Metazoa, Arthropoda, Insecta, Hymenoptera, Orussidae. The coding region runs from base 457 to 1671 and encodes 404 amino acids. Gene Ontology annotation, molecular function: serine-type endopeptidase inhibitor activity.